CGAAGAGUAGAGAGAGAGAAGAGAGAGAGAGAGAGAGAAUGGUGUUUGCUGCUAGUUACUGUUUUAAAGAGAAGAAACCAUGUAUUGGGUGGUGGGUUGAGAAAUAUUUCAAGGAUUGUCUUUGCAAUUUGAGUGAUGAGAUAUCAUUUACUUGUGGUAUUGUUAGUCUAGUCUGUUGGGGAGUUGCUGAAAUCCCUCAAAUCAUCACCAACUUUACAAAUAAAUCUGGCCAUGGUGUCUCUCUUGCAUUUCUUCUUACUUGGGUUGCUGGGGACAUUUUUAACUUAGUCGGUUGUCUUCUUGAACCAGCUACUCUGCCAACGCAAUAUUACACAGCUCUGCUCUAUACAAUCAGUACAAUAGUAUUGGUAUUGCAAAUUGUUUACUAUGACUAUGUCCUUCGAUGGUGGAAACAGAAAAAAAAUGUGAAUACUAUUGAAGAAACUCUGAGAGUUGAGGACGAUGAUGAUAAAGAAGACUAUUCAAAACCUCUUAAUCCUAAGCCAUCAUCAAUGGAUCCAAGGAUAGCCAUACCAAGGGGUUCACCCAUAGCAUCAUCUCGGAGGCAUUACACGUCAGCGAGAUCGUUGGCAAGUAGUAAUACACCACCAUUCGGAUCUUAUCUACGUAUAGCAAGAAGUGGUCCUUCUGCCAUUGAGGUCGAUAUCCACAAAACAAGUAAUAAUAAUGGUUCAUCCUCAGAGGAAGAUGAUGACAACGUUUUUCCACCUCCCCAAAAGACAUCUCUUAGCCAACCCAGGAGAAUUCCAAUUCCUCGCUCUGUUGGUUAUAGAGCAGCAUUUGUCGCCACAUCUGCUAGUUUACCCUUUGGAAGUAAGGCUAUAAUGGACAAGUAUCUUGCAUUGUCAGGAAGAAGAUUACUGAGUGAGCAUGGAUCGGCAAACAACGAAGUACUAGGACUAACCUUAGGAUGGAUGAUGGCAGCUAUAUACAUGGGCGGUCGAAUCCCUCAAAUAUGUUUGAAUAUAAAGAGAGGGAGUGUAGAGGGAAUGAAUCCUCUUAUGUUCAUCUUUGCACUCAUUGCCAACGCCACUUACGUCGGAAGCAUUCUGGUGAGAAGCACAGCAUGGUCAGACAUAAAGCCAAACAUGCCUUGGCUGUUGGAUGCAAUUGUCUGUGUUGCACUAGAUUUAUUUAUCAUUUUGCAGUACAUCUUUUAUGGAGUACUUCAAAAGAGGAAAAUGGCUGACGGAGAAGGAGGUUACGGUGACUAUGUCGAAGCUGAGAAAGCAAUAAUUACAAACCAGUAAUAAGAUGUUGUAAUUCUGACUUAAGUUGAAGGAUAGAAACAAGAAAACCCUACUGUAGUUCCUUAUCUUAAAGCGUGUCGUGCAUUUUAUUGUAUGUAUUCAUGUAACGUAAUCGUCUAGUAAGUUUUACUUAAGAGAAUAAACCUAAUACCAUGUGCACAGUUGCACCUAUUAGGUUUGUAUGUGGCUCCUGUCAAAAUUAUAUUGUAAAUUUGCUUCUUCA
Messenger RNA from Papaver somniferum (opium poppy), 1494 nucleotides. RefSeq lists its product as uncharacterized. The record is from RefSeq and is a predicted model, not a curated record. Bases 39 to 1271 code for a protein of 410 amino acids. NCBI's taxonomy places the organism in Eukaryota, Viridiplantae, Streptophyta, Magnoliopsida, Ranunculales, Papaveraceae. The transcript is spliced from 12 exons.